This is a messenger RNA of Osmia lignaria (orchard mason bee), 1615 nucleotides long. It is a transcript of the gene Pisd, whose product is annotated as phosphatidylserine decarboxylase. The record is from RefSeq and is a predicted model, not a curated record. Lineage: Eukaryota; Metazoa; Arthropoda; Insecta; Hymenoptera; Megachilidae. Gene Ontology annotation, biological process: phosphatidylethanolamine biosynthetic process. Gene Ontology annotation, molecular function: phosphatidylserine decarboxylase activity. Gene Ontology annotation, cellular component: mitochondrion.
UUCUUUAUGCUUAUAGUAGGUCGGUAAGAAUGUGUUACAUGUCUCGAUACCGUGUAUUGAAAUCUAUUAAUUUUUUGUAAAUCAGAAUUAAUGCAUCAAAUAAAUUAUGUCAUAUUUUAGAAUGAUUUGAAGGAUGCGUUAUUCACUUUCUUCAUAUUUAUAUUUUUGUAGGAAUUUGUGUAUAAUUCAAACUAACCUAAAAAUACGAAAAGAUACAAGAAUAUUUUCCGCCAAUUUUUUAAAUCAGUGUUCAUUUUAAAAUGACAGUUUACAAAAUUUCCAGAUUAAUUCAACAUCUUAGAUUUUUCAGAGUUCCAAUAAAACAAGGAUUUUCAAAGACAUAUGUUACUGAUGUAAAUACGAAACAACAAAAGAUCAGUCCUUGGUAUUCAUUUAUAAAACAACGGAAAUGGGGCAUUCCUAUUGGAGUUGGAAUAUCAUUAUUAACAGUAUUCCAAUAUAGCUAUUUAAGAAAAUAUCCAUACACACCUAGGGACAGCAAUGUGUACGAGCCAAUUAAUAUUUUUGUGGUGAAAUGUUAUUAUUUUCUACCAUUUCGAACACUCAGCAAGAUAUGGGGUUGGAUAGCUAAUUUAGAAUUACCAACCAGUUUAAGACCAAUUUUAUAUGGAUUUUAUGCAAAAACUUUUAAUGCUAAUUUAGAAGAAGUUGAUUUAGAUUUAUCUGAAUUUCCAAGUUUAUCUGAUUUUUUUGUUAGGCCACUUAAAUAUGAUGCAAGACCUAUUGAUCAUAAUGCACGCAUAGUUUCACCUGCUGAUGGAAAAGUAGUACAUUUUGGACCAGUAACUUCGUGUUGUGUGCAACAAAUAAAAGGUGUUACUUAUAAUCUCAGACAUUUUUUAGGAGACAUAAAUAUAUUUGGUUCUGAUGAAUUAUCAAAGUUUACAAAACAAGAUGAUGCUGCCUAUUUAAAGGCUCUUUUAAAGAAUCCAAUGAAUCAGCUUUAUCAAUUAAUAGUUUAUCUUGCUCCAGGAGAUUAUCACAGAUUUCAUAGUCCAACUGAUUGGGACAUAGAAUUUCGUAGACAUUUUCAAGGAAAGUUGAUUAGCGUCAAUCCAAAGAUAGUCCGAUAUUUUCCAAAUUUAUUUUCGUUAAACGAACGUGUAACAUAUAUUGGUAAAUGGACUGGUGGUUUUAUGGCUUAUACAGCAGUUGGAGCUACAAAUGUAGGUUCUAUAAGAGUUUACUGUGAUAAGGAACUACGUACAAAUGUUAUUAAAUGGCCUGAAGCAAAAUAUUGGAAGGAUGCUCACUUAGGUUGUAUACACUUAAAGAAAGGAGAAUUAUUUGGUGAAUUUAGAAUGGGAUCUACAAUUGUAUUGCUGUUUGAAGCUCCAAAAGAUUUCAAAUUUUGUAUACAAGAAGGGCAGACAAUAAAAAUGGGUCAAGCUUUCGCUACCUGUACUGUUGAAACUGAGGAAAAACUGUAUAAACAGUCGCUAUGACAAUUAAUAUCGCGCAUUUCACUAGACUGGACAUAUGUAUGGAGAAUAGAUAGAUGAAGUUUAGGAAAUUCAGUGAUCUCAUGAUACAAGACUUGCUUUAGAUAGUAUUACGAUUGUUUUAAGAGUUUUACAAUGGAAACGACUAUAAA